Messenger RNA from Diatraea saccharalis (sugarcane borer), 423 nucleotides. The record is from the annotation of a GenBank genome assembly. Lineage: Eukaryota; Metazoa; Arthropoda; Insecta; Lepidoptera; Crambidae.
AUGGAACUGCUAGAUGUUAUGAAAAACUUGACUAUACAAAGUGAGGAUGAUUGCGCAUUACUAUUUAAAUCUGUAUCAGCCACUAUUGAUGAUACUGCUACUGAAAUUAUUCUUGCCGAGUAUCGGAAUAAAACCUUGCUUAUUCUAUCACAGUAUGAAAAAAUAGGAAGUUUGUUGUUGGUGGAAAAGGACCAAGUUUAUGGUUCUCUAGGUACCAAUAAUGUUUAUACAACAAAAGUUAUUUUUGGUACCACAGGAGAGAGUCAACAAGUUGCAGGGAGAUAUCUGGCAGAAGGAUUAAAUAUUACUCAACCACUUUGCCUGUUUAUGAAUCUCAAAUCAUAUGAUAUUGAAACAGUAAAAGCUUGUAAAGAUAUAAUAUUGGAUAUUAAACAGAAUCAAGAAUGUCACAAGGAAUCAUAA